AUGUAUUGGGCAUGUCGAACCAUCGUUUGCCGAAUAGUGCUGUUUUCCAUGCCCAACUCAGAGUGGCGGAAGCAGAGCGGUCGCCAACUCUUGACCCGCCAGAAUGGUAUGAAGGAGAUUACGGGACGUUUGGGUGCCAUCGGCGCUACUCUUCCACUAGGAUGGGGACCGUGUGAUCACCACAGCGCCUGGAAAAUUCGUGGAGAACUGGAGCGCACCGAACAGGAGAUCCGUCGUCGAGUAUCGAUCUCAAACCAAGACGUUACGAAAACGACUAUUACCUGUAUUCUUUGCGGCCGGUCAGAAAGCCACACUAACUUAAAACGGAUACCGGAUACACAAUGGGCUGUUUGCGCCGACUGUGGCAACCAUGCUUGUCACAACUGCGGUUCCUUCCUUGGUAAGACGGCAGACAAAGAUCCUGUAUGGCUGUGCAACUUUUGUCAGAAAAAGCGGAAGUUGGAGAUCAGCUCCGGUGCUUGGCUUACCAACCUGACAGCGACAUCGAAACAAUCAAAAACGCUGAAAAAAUAUUUGGCUCACAAGCGACCACUUGCUCGUACGUCUUCAUUCACGCAAUAUGAAGAAUGGAUUGAUCGGGUUGGAGAGGAUACACCAAGUGACACAAGCAGUCAAGAUGAACAACCCAACGUGGUGCCAAAAGACACGAGGCGAUUCAGUGAUACACAUUUUCUUUCGCAGGUGUAUCGAGGUCGUCGGUAUCUCAUGGAGCAUGUUUCCCCUGAAUGCAAUCGGCAAGGCAAACAUCUUGAACCGUGUUCUCCUAACCACUCACAGAGAUCAGAGGAGACUGUAAGUAAGAAGGAUAGUGGUCACGCUUCUUCAGCAGACGAGAUACAGUCUAAUGAAAUGGACCAAGAGACUGAUAAUGUGAUUCCACCGCAAGAAUUCCCGCUAUCAAGCAAACUGAUAUUGGAGUCAAAGCACUGGAUGAACCCGGAGGAUCAACCGGAAGAUAGGAUACCAAGUUGCGAUCUCUCAGAUGAACCAAAUACAGCGCAGCGACUUGAAGAUGCUCCUGACUUGGAAUCACCAUCAGAGACAGUUAUUCACCCUGAUACCUCUGAAGUGAAAACUUUAUUUCUGCAUCCAAAGCCAUCCUGUUCUGAGCCCAAAUCAGCGUCAACAUCCACUGUGACGGAGAAGACCAUUGGGAUGAUGUGGCCGCCUCGAGCUCUUUGGUUAAACGUCAAUGAAAACCCUGCGAAGAACUGGUCCAUUUACGACAGUUUCAAUGAGUCUUUCAACGAAAUAGACUAUCCUGAAUUUGAGGAUUCCGCUAUCAACCAGCAGCAAGUACCACUGUCGAAAGAGAAAGCAUAUGAGGAACUUUGGUUUGGUAUUCAGCAUGGUGCACAAGCAUUUAAAAGUUAUCCGCCCUCCCAGACUCUGGAUCUUUGUUCGAUUCCUACUGAUGACCUUGACGAAGGGUCCCUCAGUCACAAUGUGAAAGAGAGCACCCCUUCCCCAAUAGAAACAAACCAAACAGCACACCCUGGUCCUUUUUAUCAAACCAGGCCGGUUAAGAAGACAGAACAACUGGAAACUACGGAAAACAUGGUUUCCUAUCUUCCCAAGGAAGCACAGUGUGAUCGUUUGGCAGUGUGUAAAAAACUAGACUCGGAUGGCCAUUUAGACGUCUUCUCAGAGGACUCAGUGACGCGAAAUUCCCUCCGCAGAUCGCCGAGUCCCACUGAUCUAGAGGUUGUAGCAGAAACUGAACUCCCGCGCGUGAGCUGUAGCACGUCCGACGAAGAUACUUGCACAACUGAAACAUACAUUGUUGCUGGUAGACAACCUGGUACAGAAGAGUCAGGAUUACGUGAAUCAGACGACACAAGAAAUAAAACAGACUUUCAGUUUUUCCAGUCAGACUUAGGAGAACUUAGAGGUCCACAAAACCGAAGGGAUAGGCAAUUUGAUGAAUCCGACAACGAGUGGGCUAGAGUAGAGUUCGAAGCGUUUUACAACCCUGAUUUUCAGUAUACGGUUGGCGGUUCAACCGGUGUGAAUUUGUCUUCUUUUGGACAAGUUUCCUGCUCUCAGCCAGGAGAUGCCAAUCAAUAUGUCACGCAGCAAAGCAUUACUACCAGUCCCGAGAUAAUUUAUCCGGGACUGGAUACCUAUGAACGAUGGAUAAGCGACAUAUCUCAGUUCAGUUACCCCGUGGAAGCCGUUUCAGGACAAACUGCUCUCACUGGUGUACCCGGCAUUGUUGGGUUACGAAGAUGUCCACAUUUUGAAAAUAUCAGUGGUUUAACAGAGGCAACGGUUGUUGACAAAGAAUCCGAGGUGUUGCCCACUCAAGGAGAGACAGAAGCGCAGGAACUGUUGGCGAAUUCGAAAGAAGACACAGAAGAGUUCACAGCAAACGAGGAAAGGCCUACUCGUGUAUGGUUUCGUGACGCUCAUCUACAAGUUGAGUGUUGCGACAAGCUGAACGGUCGUGCAACUCUGUAUCGGUCCUUGGCCUCCUGCUUCGCUCAAAAGGCUUCAGACAGCCAUUUAGGGAGAAAAGGGAAGAUUAGUACAACUGUAUUUAUAGGGUGA
This is a messenger RNA of Opisthorchis viverrini, 2571 nucleotides long. RefSeq lists its product as hypothetical. The transcript has 7 exons. The record is from RefSeq and is a predicted model, not a curated record. NCBI's taxonomy places the organism in Eukaryota, Metazoa, Platyhelminthes, Trematoda, Opisthorchiida, Opisthorchiidae. The coding region runs from base 1 to 2571 and encodes 856 amino acids.